AUGGGAGCUUCUCCGAUUCAGAGGACAUUUUCAACAUUAGAGCAUGAUCACCAUAGUCUUCUUGCAGACAGCAUUGGAGAUGAAAUAAUUGCAAGAAAAUCCAAGUUACAUAGUUAUGGAAGGAGCAUUAAUGGUUUUGCGGCAAAUUUGUUACCUCGUGAAGCAGAUCAACUAUCAAAAAAAGAGGGAGUUCUAUCGGUGUUCCCAAACACCAUGAGAAAACUUCACACAACCAGAUCAUGGGAUUUCCUUGGAAUGCCACUAAAGAAAACAAAAAGGAACAUAAAAGUUGAAAGCAAUCUGAUUAUUGGCGUAAUUGAUACUGGGAUUUGGCCCGAAUCACCUAGCUUCAACGACAAAGGCUAUGGCCCUCCUCCUCCAAAAUGGAAGGGUAAAUGCGUAUUGGGUGCUAACUUUACCGGUUGCAACAACAAAGUCAUCGGUGCACAAUAUUCCUACAUUGCAACUAAGGCCGACCCAAAACUCUCUGCUAUAGACACGGAAGGUCAUGGAACCCAUACGGCUUCCACAGCUGCAGGUAUCCCUGUGAAGAGCGCUAGUCUAUACGGUAUUGGGAAAGGUGUAGCAAGAGGUGGAGUGGAUUCAGCCCGUAUAGCAGCAUACAAAGUAUGUUGGGCUGGUAGUUGUUCAGACAUGGAUUUAUUAGCUGGAUUUGACAUGGCAAUUGCCGAUGGAGUGGAUGUAAUAUCUGUGUCGAUUGGUGGAGUUCCUAGACCAUUCUUUGAAGAUUCAAUGGCUAUUGGAGCUUUUCAUGCAACGAAGAAAGGGAUAUUCACAGCUUGCUCUGCAGGAAACGACGGUCCCUACCAGCUCACGGUACAAAAUACAUCACCUUGGAUCACAACCGUAGCUGCAUCAAGUACUGAUCGACAGUUUGUAUCUGAUGUGACGUUGGGCAAUGGUGAAACCAUCAUGGGAAUUGCUGUUAACACAUUUUCAUCUAAGAAGAAAAUGUAUCCAUUAAUAAGUGGUACUCUUGCAGCCAAUAGCAGUCAGCUAUACAGAAAUGCAAGCGCUUGUGACUAUGGGGCUUUGUCGGAUAAGCUGGUGAAGGGAAAAAUUGUGUAUUGCUUGGGAAAAAACCAACAAGAUUACACACUCAUUGACCAACGUGUGGCUGGGUUAAUUAUGACGAGAGAUAAGGACCAUGAUUUACCGUCUUCAUUUCUCAUCCCGGGAACUACAGUAAGUCAAGAGGAGGGUAUAGAUAUCGACCACUACAUCAACUCCACCAAAAAGCCCGUCGCCAUCAUAGAGAAAACAAAAACAGUAAAGAUGGAUGAUGCACCAUUUAUCGCAUCUUUCUCUGCCAGAGGACCGCAACUUAUAACUCCAAACAUUCUUAAGCCUGAUAUUGCUGCACCUGGACUGGGGAUAUUGGCUGCAUACACAAAACUAUCAAGCAUGACAGGCCAUCCGAACUAUGACAAACGGUUCGUCGAUUACAAAGUAGCCUCUGGAACUUCAAUGGCUUGUCCUCAUGUGGCUGCCGCUGCAGCCUAUGUCAAAUCCUUUCACCCCACUUGGUCACCCGCUGCUAUCAAGUCGGCUCUCAUGACAACAGCAACACCGAUAAAAGUGAGCCCAGAAGACAAGGAAUUGGCAUCAGGUUCAGGUCUAAUAAACCCCACAAAAGCAAUAGACCCUGGUCUCGUUUAUGACAUCAACAUGAGUUCGUACAUUCGUUACCUCUGCAAAGUAGGCUACAACAGCACAACUCUUGGCAUAAUGAUCGGCGGAAAGAGACAAUAUGAUUGCAAAAACUUUAAACCAACUAAAGGCGUUGAUGGUCUCAAUUACCCUUCCAUGCAUUUUCAGGUUGAACAGAACGUCACAACUUUUUCUGCAGUCUUUAAACGGAUUGUAAAGAACGUUGGAAAUGAAAAUGAAGUCACAUACAACGCGAAAGUGGUGAAUUCCAAGGGUCUUUCCAUCAAGGUUGAACCGAGUACUUUGACAUUUAAACAAGUGAACCAGAAAAGAUUUUUUACGGUUAUAUUGAAAGGGAAAUUUGAUAAAAAGGAGGCGAAUUUGUUGUCUGGAUCAGUUACUUGGAAGGAUGCUAAGCAUUCUGUAAUGAGCCCAGUUGUUGUAUAUAGGUACAUACCUUCAUUGUGGUAGUAUAAUAAGGUUUAGGAGCACAUUAGAUUUGUUUCU
Messenger RNA from Erigeron canadensis, 2178 nucleotides. Its product is annotated as subtilisin-like protease SBT4.15. The coding region runs from base 1 to 2142 and encodes 713 amino acids. The transcript has 10 exons. NCBI's taxonomy places the organism in Eukaryota, Viridiplantae, Streptophyta, Magnoliopsida, Asterales, Asteraceae. Gene Ontology annotation, molecular function: serine-type endopeptidase activity. The record is from RefSeq and is a predicted model, not a curated record. Gene Ontology annotation, biological process: proteolysis.